Messenger RNA from Saccostrea echinata, 1824 nucleotides. RefSeq lists its product as uncharacterized. The transcript has 5 exons. Lineage: Eukaryota; Metazoa; Mollusca; Bivalvia; Ostreida; Ostreidae. The coding region runs from base 139 to 447 and encodes 102 amino acids. The record is from RefSeq and is a predicted model, not a curated record.
AUUAAGUAUAGCCAUCUGCUUGGCAACGCGACGCAAUCAGCUUAAUCGUAUUUUAUCGAUUUCCAUUCCGUGGGACAUUUUAUCAGUGCCACAUCAAAAAGAUCAGCUGGUCUCCCAAAACACUUUCUCCCAAACACUAUGGCUUGCUCUGGAAUCGCUGAACAUAACGAAGCCAGAAGAAGAGCGGGACGGGCCGAGUUGCUGGCUUUCAGGAAAAAGCAAUUGCUGGAUAAAUUCACUGAGAGUGAUUUGUUGGUCAAUGGCGGUGGUUCAUAUGAAGAGGAAAUUUUACGAAAAUCUGGAGUGCCUGCUGGAACAACUAGUCCAAACUGUGCUGCAAAUGUUGACAAGCAAAGAAGGGAGUUGGUAAGACAACAACAAUUAGUGGAAUAUUCUGCAAAGCUCCCCAAUCGAUUUAGUUCCAGAGAUUAUGUCAGUCAAUGGUGAAGUGUGGAGGGUUUUAAUAAACAAUUCAUUCACACUGGUUUUACCUGGCAAAAGGAAAAUUUAAAUAUACCUUUGAUUUUGGGAAAACUAUGAGACCCUUUAAAAUCUAUUGAAAUUAUCAAUUAAAAUCAAUAAUCAUUUGACAAGAAAAUGGCUGUUGUUCAAAAAGCUUUUUGUAUGAUUUUAUCUUUUUUUUUUUCAAUUUUCUUUCACAAAUAACACAAACUAAAUGAGAACUUUUUUUGUCCACACUAUUGAUUGUUGGUGCUUUUUGUGUUAAAGAUGGAUAAAAGAAACUUUAUGUUUUAACAAAUGAAUAUUUUUAUUGGAAAGAGAGAAAUAUCAUCAGAACAUGAGUCAUCUGUACUUUUUUCUGAUUAUUUGAAAUAUAUCAAAUAUUUAGUCAGGCUCAAAAAUAACUUAAGAGUAUCAUACAAUAUGAAUGAAUUUUUCCCACUAAUUGAACUACUGUUCAAUAUAUAAUAAGAAUCUACCAUUUGUGAGUACAAAAGAAUUAAGAUAAUAAUUGGUUUUUGUUAUUAUAAGUAUGUUAGUUUCUAUUUUUACUGUAGAACUUACUAGAAGGUGGUGUGUUUUCUGUUCUUUCUGAAUUACAUGCUAAGAGAAUCCCCAAUAUUUGUGCACUAGGCACUGUGAUAUUGCCAUGACAACAGUAUUAUAAUAUUUUACACAGACACUUUGUUAUCAUUUGUAUAUUUUUACACAAUUAUUUAUUUCAUUUACUAUCUUAUACAGUUAUUAAUCAUUGUCACUUUAUGUGUUUUGUAUAUGUGUGUGCAUAUUAAGUUUGAAUUUCAUGUAAGUUAAAUUAAAUCACAAUUGUUAUAUGGUUAUGAAUGUUUCAAAUUUUACAGUUUAUCACCAUGAAUUUCUUCUUAUAUAAGCUGUAGAAGAUUUUCAAGAAAGCUAUGCAUGCUACUGUUUUAUUGCAUUUAAGAAAAUUGUCUGUUUCACAAUCUAAUGUCAAUAAAUAAUUUUGAAACUGUAACUGUCAUUUACAUGUAGCAUUCAGUGAAUACCAAAUUACUAAUUACCCUAUUUUUUUUUUAUCCAAAUUAUACUAAAACUCUGUAGUAAAAUUGCAAAUAACGAAUUUAAUUUUUUUUUUUUUGGAUUGAAGAGUUUCCCCCCUUUAACUGUGUAACCAGUUUUUGUUAAUGUUAAGAACGCUCACCUCUCGGAGAUACCAAAAACUAGGAGUAAUUAAACUCUUGCAUGUUUAUGUUAAAGUCUUAGAUCCUCUUCUGUACUUAAUCAUUAUUGACUUUUAUGAGAUAACUGAAAUGACAAAUGAAUUUGGAACACUCUCAAUAAACCAUAAAUAAUUAAAGUUUUUUUUAUUAACUUGUAAAUACA